This is a messenger RNA of Phragmites australis (common reed), 2129 nucleotides long. Its product is annotated as putative L-cysteine desulfhydrase 1. The transcript has 3 exons. The record is from RefSeq and is a predicted model, not a curated record. NCBI's taxonomy places the organism in Eukaryota, Viridiplantae, Streptophyta, Magnoliopsida, Poales, Poaceae. Bases 146 to 1558 code for a protein of 470 amino acids.
GCCGACCCCAAUCCAAUCCUCCAGCUCCGCACCGCACAGACCCGCACUCUCUCUCUAUUUCUCUGUCUUUCUCUCCCAUCAAUCUCAAUUCUCUCUCUCUCUUCGCCCAUCCGGGCCAACGAACCCUAGCGCGGCGGCAGGGGCGAUGGCGUCGGCCCCGCCCGACGACGACGCGGUGGCCAAGAACGGCCACGAGCACCACGGCAACGGAAACGGCCCAUCCCCGGCGAAGCGCCCGCGCUCGGUGAUCUCGGUGGCCGAGAUCCGCGCGGAGUUCGCGCACCACGACGCCGCCAUCGCGCGCGUCAACAACGGCAGCUUCGGCUGCUGCCCGGCCUCCGUGCUCGCCGCGCAGGCCCGCUGGCAGAGCCUCUUCCUCGCCCAACCCGACGCCUUCUACUUCCACGGCCUCCAGCAGGGGCUCCUCCGCUCGCGCGCCGCCGUGGCCGACGCCGUCGGCGCUGGGGACGUCUCGGAGGUCUCGCUCGUCGACAACGCCACCACCGCCGCCGCCAUCGUUCUGCAGCACGCCGCGUGGAGCUUCGCCGAGGGCCACUUCGCGCGCGGGGACGCGGUGCUCAUGCUCCACUACGCCUAUGGCGCCGUCAAGAAGUCCAUCCACGCCUACGUAGCGCGGGCGGGGGCCACCGUUGUCGAGGUGCCCCUUCCGUUCCCCGUCGCCUCUGCCAACGCUAUUAUUGCUGAGUUCCGUGCUGCGCUCGCGGUUGCUAAGGCUGGGGGCCGUAGGGUCCGGCUCGCGGUUAUCGACCACAUCACCUCCAUGCCCAGUGUUGUCAUCCCGGUGAAGGAGCUCGUUGCCAUCUGCCGAGAAGAGGGCGUGGACAAGGUGUUUGUUGACGCUGCGCACUCCAUCGGGCAAGUCCCUGUGGACGUGCGUGACAUUGGGGCCGAUUUCUACGCAAGCAACCUCCACAAGUGGUUCUUUUGCCCACCGGCUGUGGCGUUCUUGCACACCCGCAAGGAUGAUCCGAUAGCGUCCCAGCUCCACCACCCUGUCGUCUCGCAUGAGUAUGGCAAUGGGCUGCCUAUGGAGAGUGGAUGGAUCGGGACACGGGAUUACAGUGCCCACCUUGUUGUGUCUGAGGCUAUUGACUUUAUUAACCGAUUUGAGGGUGGGAUUGAGGGAAUACGCAGCCGAAACCAUGAGAAAGUGAUUGAGAUGGGUAGGAUGCUUGCUGAGGCUUGGGGAACGUUUCUUGGCUCACCACCAGAACUGUGCGGAAGCAUGGUUAUGGUGGGAUUGCCAGGCUGCUUUGGUGUCGAGAGUGAUGAUGAUGAGAUGAGAGUGAGGACUAUUUUGAGGAAGGAUUUUGCGGUGGAGGUUCCAAUAUACUACAAUUCAAGAAGGGAAGAAGGGCAGAAGAUGGCAAAGGAUAAGAAUGGUGAUCCAGUGACAGGGUAUGUGAGGAUCUCACACCAGAUUUACAAUGUCAGGGAGGACUACGAGAGGCUGAGAGAUGCUGUCCUUAAGCUUGUUUCUGAGGGGUUCACCAGCAGCAAAUUGCGGCCUUCUGAGAAGCAAGAAGCUUUGGUGUGAUGACAUUACAGCCAGCCGACACUCCACUGUGGCCAACUACUUAGAGCGGGAAGUCCCUGGCCUCCGUUGUACUGUAUCUUCAUCCCUGAGAGCGUAUGCAGAGAUGUGAAAUUUUUUCAAGCGUUGCUGUCGUGGAGAGUUGAGUCCACUAUUCUCGCGGUUGGUGUUCUCUAAAAGAAAGGAGCUCGCUGUUGGUGUUCUCUAAAAGGAGCUCGCUGUUGGUGGUGUUUGGACUGGGCCGCGGUCUGCUGCUGGCGCCGGCUGCGGCAAGUUGCUCUCCGGCAAUCAGGCGGCAAAUGGCGGCGGAAGAGAAGAACCCAUCCGGCCAGCCGGUUUCAUCCUCUUCUAUUUCAGCCAACCAAAAGAAAGCUUCAGACUAGUGAGAAACAUGCGUACAUAUUUGUAGAGAGAUAAGGGCUCACACAUUUUUUUUGUUUGCAUAUGCGUACACGAAUAGUGAACGCAAUAGCUCUGGGGCACAAGACAUGCGCACCUUGUGAGGCUUCAUGUCUCCUCAGUCCUGAUACCUGAUAUGUAGGUUGUGGUUUUUAUUGGUUUUUCAUCCGUCUCA